AGAGCCCUCUACAGGGAUGUCAUGCAGGAGAACUGUGAGAAUGUGACCUCGCUGGAGUUUCCAGUUUCCAAAUUUGAUGUGAUCUCCCAGCUGGAACGAGGAGAAAAGCCAGAUGUCCAGGGCUCAGAUGAAAGAGAGAUCUGGAAGGAUGCCUGUCCAGCAGGUGCUGGGAUGUUGAAUGAGAACAAGGAGCAGAAUCCUCAGCAGCAAGAUGCUGAGCAAGUGGAAGCACAUGCGGGAUUAUCACAAAGAUCCAAAGGGAAUGUGUCCUGGCAUCAUGUGGAGGGAAAAGCCUGUGAGAGUGACCACAGGCCAGAGAGAGAGCAGGGAAACAAGACAGGGGAGAAAAUUAGUAAAUCCAUUAAUUAUCAGGAAACUCAGAAGGAAACCACAGCUCAGAAGAGACUCCUCACAGGAGAGCGAAACAACACAUGCGCUGAGUGUGGGAAAAAUUUCAGUAGCCACUCACACCUUAUAGAACAUCAGAGAAUUCACACAGGGGAGCGACCCUACAAGUGCUGUGAGUGCGGGAAAAGCUUCACUCGGAGCUCAACCCUUCUUAGGCAUGAGAGGGUCCACACAGGAGAGAGACCCUAUGAAUGUUGUGACUGUGGGAAAACCUUCAGUCAGAAUUCAUCCCUUAUUACACAUCAGAGGACCCAUACGGGAGAGAGACCCUACGAAUGCCAUAAGUGCAGGAAAAGCUUUGCUCGGAUCUCAACUCUUGUUAUGCAUCAGAGCACCCACACAGGAGAGAGAUCCUAUGAAUGCUGUGAGUGUGGGAAAACCUUCAGUCAGAGUUCAUCCCUUAUUGCACAUCAGAGGAUCCACACAGGAGAGAGACCCUAUGAAUGCCGAGAGUGUAGGAAAAACUUCAGUAGCCGCUCAGGGCUUUUUGACCAUAAGAGAAUCCACAGAGGGGAGAGACCUUAUGAAUGCUGGGAGUGUGGGAAAACCUUCACUCGGAGCUCACACCUUAUUACACAUCAGAGAAUUCACACAGGAGAGCGCCCAUAUGAAUGCUGUGAGUGUGGGAAAAACUUCUCUCAGAUCUCAGCCCUUAUUAGACAUCAAAGAAUUCACACAGGAGAGAGACCCUAUGGAUGCUGUGAAUGUGGGAAAAACUUCUCUCAGAGCUCAGCCCUUACUGCACAUCAGAGAAUCCACACAGGAGAGAUUCUCUAGAGAUGCUUCUUGUGGGAAAAGCUUCCAUCAGAGCUCAGCCUUUAUUUAUCAUCAGAGAAUCCACAUGGGAGAUAAACACCAUAAAAACCUUAUCUAGAGCUGACCAAAAAUAAAUUUCUUUAAUACAUU
Molecule: messenger RNA, 1314 nt
Organism: Trachemys scripta elegans
Lineage: Eukaryota; Metazoa; Chordata; Testudines; Emydidae
Product: zinc finger protein 239-like
Exons: 3
Coding region: 22-1185 (387 amino acids)
Biological process (GO): regulation of transcription by RNA polymerase II
Molecular function (GO): DNA-binding transcription factor activity, RNA polymerase II-specific; RNA polymerase II cis-regulatory region sequence-specific DNA binding
Source: RefSeq, a predicted model, not a curated record